Lymnaea stagnalis (great pond snail) is the source of this 869-nucleotide messenger RNA. The record is from the annotation of a GenBank genome assembly. NCBI's taxonomy places the organism in Eukaryota, Metazoa, Mollusca, Gastropoda, Lymnaeidae.
AUGCAUCACCAUACCUUAUGCUCUACUGAUCAUCAAAUGGUAACUUUUCAUGAAGAUGUUGAAUUCACUCAUCAUAUACUGAAACCAGAUUCACAUCUUAUGUCAACAGAUGCUCACAAAGUAAACGAAGAACUUCUUUCUGAUAUAGCAUGGGAAGAAGCUCUCAUGGACUCUGAAGCCAUUGUUAGUGAAGAGACUCGGGAGAAGGUUCUUUUUGACCUACCUUUAUUUACAAGUGGUGACAAUGCUGAAAGUAUUAGCAAAUCUCAAAUUAAUGAUAGUUGUUUUGAUAAUGACCCCCAAGGUAUUAUUUCUUUUAAUAAUCGAAGCUCAUCUGACUCCUUUAUAAGUGCUCAUUCAGUUAUGGCUGAUAGCUCGGAACAAAGUAGAUUGUCAUUUUCAUCGGAUUCGUCAAGUAGCUCUGAUAUUAUGUCCAGUUCCAUCACAAAAUUUGCAUCAUUUAAAAAUUUUUUCAUGGAUUCUUUGAGUGGGAAACAUAUUAUUAAAAAACCAAAAACCUUAGAUCUUUUUCCUGAGAAGAAAACAUCCAAUUUCAAUCCUUUUAAAUUUAAAUCGAAACAUGAUGCUUACUGCUCAAAUGAUAAUACUCAAAAACCGCCUCAGCUCAUGAUAGAUGGAGUUCCAAUAGAAUCCAGCGAUUCAGCAUUUAAAAGAAAAGAUAGCUGCUCUCCUACUUAUAGUGACAGCGAAUUAACACCAAGCCCCAGUUUUCUAUCUUCAAUGAACAAUUUUCUUCACUUUUCAUCAUCUCAUCCUGAUUUGAUAAGCCCUCAAGGCAGCUUGGAAAAUGUAGGUAAUUCACCCGAACCUACCCCAUCGCCAACAACAUUCAAUGAAUUUAAUGGAGG